Messenger RNA from Meleagris gallopavo (turkey), 6946 nucleotides. Lineage: Eukaryota; Metazoa; Chordata; Aves; Galliformes; Phasianidae. The record is from RefSeq and is a predicted model, not a curated record.
AUGGAGAUCAAAUUUGGUGACCAAACUGAUCGGAAAUUAUCCAAGUCAGAGCGACAAAGAUUCAAAGAGGAAGCUGGGAUGCUGAAAGGGCUUCAGCAUCCCAAUAUUGUCAGGUUCUACGAUUCCUGGGAGUCCACAGUGAAAGGAAAAAAAUGUAUUGUCCUUGUGACGGAACUCAUGACAUCUGGAACAUUAAAAACGUACCUGAAAAGAUUUAAAGUGAUGAAAAUCAAAGUACUACGAAGCUGGUGUCGUCAGAUACUGAAAGGCUUACAAUUUCUGCACACACGCACUCCUCCCAUUAUUCAUAGAGACUUAAAAUGUGACAACAUCUUCAUUACUGGCCCCACUGGUUCAGUCAAGAUUGGAGACCUUGGACUGGCAACCCUGAAGCGAGCUUCUUUUGCCAAAAGUGUGAUAGGUACCCCAGAGUUCAUGGCCCCCGAGAUGUAUGAGGAGAAAUAUGAUGAAUCCGUUGAUGUAUAUGCUUUUGGGAUGUGUAUGCUAGAGAUGGCAACGUCUGAGUAUCCUUAUUCUGAGUGCCAAAAUGCCGCGCAGAUCUACCGUCGAGUGACCAGUGUAAGUUCCUCCCCACUACUGGUUCUAAGGCUGUCAGCCUGGCAAAAGAGUAAAGCUGGACAGCAUGGCAUUGUGCAAGUGUUUGCAGGGGGAGAAAAUAACAAGAGUGUUUAGGGAUAUGGAUGGAAGUGAAUGAAAUGAUUCAACUUACCUCAAAUGGUUGGCCAGAACCUUGUAAAAUACGUGAAUGGAAAUAAAAUGUUGCGUGUGCUGAUACCCGUUCAGUAUACCAGAAGAUACUGGGUAGGAUUUAAAACAGAGAAACUUGACGAGAAGGAAUAGGAAGAAUAUUGAGGUUGGCUAUUUGGGAGAGUGAAAAGUUACUCUGAGAAGAUCAGCGCAUCUGUUCACAUGUGCAAAGGGAGAAAAAGACUUUCAGCUGUCUACAGAUUGGAGAAAGUAUUAUUCCAGUUAAUCUUAUGGUGUGUAUUAUUUUUGAGGCUUUGAGGAUUUAAUAACAAGCGAUUUGCUUAGGUCUGGAAAAAUAAAUGCUUAUUCCUGUAUUCCUGAUGCCUCAUACUGUAAGAGACAGAUAUAAUUGCUGACUGCAAACAGAGAAGAAAGAGCCUUUAUGUUGGAAGUGAUGAGUUGCUAAGGAAGGCUUGGUGAAAUAGAACAUGAUUGCUUUUUUGAAGGAGAAUGUGAGGGAGGCACAGGAGGAGGAGGAAGAGGAAAAAUAGCCUUUUCUUUUUUUAUCAACAACUAGAGUAAGUUUCUAACGUACUUUUUUUUUUUUUUGACAUGUAGGUUAACCUAAUUGUAAUCCUCUAAGUCGAAAGGAACAAGAGUAAAAUCUAGUUGAUUAACUGCAGAUUCUGAUCUGCUGGCUAUCUGGAUCAGAGAAAGAAAACAAAGUAGCUUAUCAAAACUAUUUUAGUGGUAUCCUUUGCAAUGCUUGUGUAUGUUGCCUAGAGCCAAAGAAACAUAAUUUCAGUAUGGAUGGGUAUUUUAUAUCAGAACAGACAUCUGAUGCAACUACCCUGCCUAUUGCUUAAAAUGUGCUAGGAACUGGGCUGUGGUGAUGAAAGUCAUCUUUUGAAAUAGAUGGUCUCAGGCUUGGAAAUCUCCAGGAGCAUCCUUUUCCUGGUCUGCAAAAUACUUCGCAAUUUGAAACUUAAUUAUAGAUUUACUGGGGUUCUACUUACCACAUGUAUGUUGUACCUUUGACACACUUGAAUACUUCUUUCUCCUCACUGUUUUUGGUUGACUGUUGAACUUCUAAGUGGAUGAGGAAAAUGGAAUGGUAACAGUUUGCUCAGUCCAACACAUCUUUUACUGCAUUUUGCUGCUGAUGUUUCACAAACUGAAUUUCAUUGUUGACUUUUUUCUGCUGUUUCAUCUACUGUUUGACAUCUCUAAAAUGCAUUUUGAUAUGAAAAUAAAAGAUUUCCUUGAUUGCAGAAAGAGCAAAGAGCAGGAAAGUAAACAAAAUGGAAUAUAUGUCUCUGCUUCUAGGCAGAGAAUGAACGGCUAUCUUGAUAUAUCUGUUUUUUUUUAAUUGUAUGACGGCCACAAAGCAGUGUGUUUAAAAACAAACCCACAAAACUGAAAACAGACACUUGAAUAGUUUUCAAGAAAGACUUUCAGUGAAAAUACAACAUUAUCUAGAAAUAAAGCAUAAACCUUUUUUAACUGGCAAUGGAGAAUUCACUGUGUUUUUUUCUGUAAUGUGAGCAGCACAAUGAUGUUAUGAAAUAAAAUGCACUUUAUAUUCUUUUUACCAACAUGGAAAGAGCCCUACAGUUUUCUGCUCUUGUCCUCUUAAGAUUUUUACUUUCAUUUUGAAGGGUAUUUUAGGAAUUUUUUCAGUAUGUAUAUUUGUGGACAAGGGGUUGGACCGUUGAGAAAUUCAGUACUUAAAAGGUCAACAUGUGAACUGUUAACUAUAGAACGGAGUUGGAAGACUUUGUGUAUGAGUGAAUCCAGCAGUACUUACCAAUACAUUUCCUUUUAACUUGGAUUAGAAGGUGAUUGUGGUUUGUGGUAGAUAUUUAACAUUUCCAGUUCAACCCUCCAGUUUGCUACUUUCCUAGGAAUAUUUAGGAACAUUCUGAGGUAGGAGCUGUGGUCCUGCCGUGCCUUAAACUACAGGAUGAUUUUAUCUAGCUGCAUGCACAAAGACCAGAAGUAAAGGCAGUAGUGGCAGUCCGUCAUUGAAAGAUCAUGGAUGUGAAAGCAUAAAAAUCACUGAAACUUCCAAAGACAACAAGAUAAAAGCAUGCAGUCACUCAGCGCAGGAGAAAUAUAUUUAAAUGAAUUGAUUUCCCUCAACCCCUUUCUAGCUACUGGUGUGCUUAGUAAAAAGCACAGCUGGUCUAUUAGCUUAGACCCUAGCUACUGUGUAGGACAGAAACCUGAAGAUGUCUUAAUGUCCAAGGUGCCGUGUACUGUCAGGACUAGCUUGCAUUUUUCUCUCCUGUCUUGUCUAUAUGUUGUUUUUGCUUCUAGCACGGCCUGCCUCUGCCUUGCUUUCUGAUCUUACUCUUUUGUGAUUAGGAUUGCUUUAGCUGAUGCCCAGACACUGCGGCAUUGGCUUAAAGUAUUUGCCAGAAUUGCUCAGAAUGCUCAGUUGUGUUCUCCCUCCCUAUUUAAGUGUCUCUUUUUUCUGGAAGCAGUUUUCUGAUGAAAUAAUGUAGUUAGGUAAGCAAAGAUGUAGAUAGCAAGACUAUCUGAAAUUUGCUCUUGCAAUGAGAAGUUAUUUGGCCAGCCACUUGUUAUUGUUUCACAUCUUGAACAACAGUGCUGCUGGAUGAGUCUGGUGUUUCCAAGAUGUUUGUCUAUUCUGUCUGUAUUCUCACUGAGAAAUUUCUAUCCCAAUGCUCUUUUAUUAGGGAAAAAAAUAAAGUUCUCAAAUUUUCCCUGGCACAAGAAAUAAGUGGAAGGUUUUAAACUGGUUUUCUGUCUCAUUUUGAUUAGAAGAGUUCUUUCAGUAAAAGAAUUUGAGUAAAAGCUCAGUUUAAAAACUCUACAAUUUUUAGGCCUUAACUUUGCUUUACCAUUCUGGUGAAGAAGCUGAGAAAUGUUUGACACAACAUAUUUACUUUUUCAUAUUUAUACUUUCCAGCAAACUCCAGACUUUUUUACUAGCAGUUAGAAAAUACCUGCAUGUUGUGUCUCUUACGCGUAGGGAGUCUAGCCGCCCUCCUUAUCAAAACAUAAUGUGGCAACUUGGUCUCCACAAAGAGCUUGUUUUCCUCUUUGAAGCUAUGUAGUGUUGUUUGGAAAUGGCUCUAAAUAAGUAGCCAGUACUGAAAAAUCACAGGAAUUGCAAUGUCUUUAUCUUAUUUAGAAAGAAAAAACAAAUACAAGAACUCCCCUGUGAUUUAGGCUGAAGAGGUUCAGCUGGGCACACAUUGCUGCUUACUUGGCCUAAGAAAAAACACCUAAGCCUUUAAUUGAAAAUAAAUUGAACUAUUAAGGUCAUGUUGCCUGCUCUUGUGAUGAUGGUGAUUAUUAUUCAUUAUUACUUAUUUUAGUGUGCAAACCCUAUAAAGCAGUAUGGGUGGUUCAGUACAAAAUGUGAUCAAGAUACUUAAUUCUGUUACUUAAUUGUUUGCACAAGUAGCAUACAAUUUUGGUAAAAUUCAGACUUACCUGUCUGACAUUUUUCCUGUCUGUCAACUGGUAUUCUUUUCUUGUCUUCCAAUAAGUUACUGAGAUAUGCAUUAAACGAGAAAUAUUUGAAAUGAGCUAUCUGUGUAUUUAAACGAAUACAUGUAUUUGUAGAAUAAACAUCUUAAGUAUGAUUUCUUAAUUUAGACUGUUUGGGAAAGCAGUGCAAUGAAGACAUGACUGCACUAGCUUCAGCUGCUUUGUCUCAGUCUCUGAUGCGACUGAUGUAAUCCAUGUGAUUGCUUCAAAAACUGCCUUGUCUUUCUUGUUUUUUUUCUUUUCUUUACUACGUUUGCUCUUAGCUCAAAGAUAGAUGUUGAUUACUUCAACACUGAAUUUCCUUCAGGCUUGCUUUUUGCAACACAGGAAUUAUUUUCAUAAACGCAUAUUUGCUCAAUCUCUAAUACUUAGAUAUCUCAGACAUUUUCUAAGUGACUGACUAGUCUCGACAGGUAGAAUAACAAUAAUUUUUUAUUAUGCAGCUUUAUCUCAAUUAUGCACAUAUACCUCUAUUAAAAAAAAAAAAAUGAACAAACCAACCAAUGUUCUCAUUCCAAACAAAUAAAGACCAUCCCCAGUUUUAAAUGUACUGAAAAUCUGGCACGUGUAUGAACAGACAAGUCUUCUUUACCUUUCAAGUUUUCCUGAUGGAGUCUUGUUCUCUAUAAUUAAUUUUCUCCACAUUUACUUGGACAAAGUGAAGUUGUGGACUUACCUUUUCCUUCACCAGAAGUCCAGUCUCUUCUCUAAACAAAUGUCUGCUACCCCAGCCUUAGCAUGAGAAGAAAAAAAAAACAAACAAACAACAGCAUUUUGCAUUUUUGACUUGAGAAAUGAAACACAAUGUUCUGUACUGAAAUGUUCCACAGAAUGUGCACAACUUUUCUCAUCUCGGUUGUACAGAGCUUAAAAAAACACCUGAGGGAACAAGGUACAUAAUGAGUAACCAGACCAGGCAGUGUCUAACCAGUUUAAAAAUCUGUAAUUUCCCUAACUUGUGGGAACUAAAGCUUACUGGUUAGAGUGAAGGUCAUUCUCUUGGCUGGAAACCAGUCACUCACUAAGUGCUGCAGUUUGGUCACUUGAGGUUAAAUCAGUGGCUUUAGUGACUUAAAAGUUAGGCAUCAUAAUUGCCAAACUCAAUCAACUGAAUUUUUUUUAUUUUCACUGGAGAUGAAAUGGGCAAGUCAUCCCAUCUGUUUUCUCUUUUGUUUCCCUAAAGAGGAUAGCAAAUAUAAAUGCUUAGCCUUUAGUCUUCUGAUUAAUUUUACUUGUCUAGUGAAUAUUUAUGAAUAUUCUAUUUUUCUUUCGAGAAGCAAUAUGCGAAUUGUUUAAUGUACAUAAAGCUCUGUUCCUUUGUCUUAAAUAACUUGGUUUCUUGCCUUCAUUCAUAUAGAUAGACACCCUUUCUACCAAGUUUUUGAAUGGGCAAGGUGAUGGGGAAGUAGGGAGCAGGAGCCCACAAAUAAAGCAAGCAGCCUUUUGUUAAGGCUCAUACUAAAAAUCCAUACUAAAAAUCAAGCACACUAAAGCAGAGGAAGAAGGGGAAAAUUCUUGUAACUGUGUUAACUGAAAGAAGAAAAUUCAGGCACCUAAGUAUCAAGUGGGGAAAAUAGUAGCGCAAAAUCUAUGAUUUUUCUAACAGAUGUUAUUCCUCAGUAUCACACUAAAUGGAUUAAGCAAUAUGUAAGCUGCUACCAUUUGUUUUCCAUAGCUGUUCAUCUCAGUUGCAAGCAUUCUGAACAGCACUCUUUAAGAGCAAGGAAUCUUUCUGGGUAGCAGUACAGUCACUGACUCAUCAGUUCAGAAAUACAUUGGCUUAAAAAUGGAAGAGGGAUGAAACAAGAAUACGAGGUCUCAAAACAUUAAUAUCUUAAGAAGCUGUUAGUUCAUAGUCAUCUUUUUAAAGAAAUAAUGAUCUAAGUGAGAAACAGCAGGGAUGAACUAAAAUACUGAGAUGUAACAUGCUAUGCAGUAUACAAAGCUAGGGAGAUAUCUUAAGCUGGGAGAAAAAAGGCUCGUUCAGCUGACUUCCUUUCUAAAAGGAGAUCACUUUUACAAGUUGGUCUUAAGAGGCAUUUGUACUAUUCAGCAACAAAAGUUUUUAGAUUACAGCUAAAACAACAAACUACGUCAGUGUUGGUAUUGUAAAAUGUGGUUUGAAGUGAAAAGUUUUUGCUGUGUUGUUCACUGCUGAGCUUGGAAUGUUUCUCAAUUUUGAAUUAGAUAUUUUAAAACAAUCAGAAAUUAAAAUGGGGGAGAAGCUGUGAGCUGAGCUGCAGAAAAUGAAAAUCAGAUGUAUUUUUUUCAAUGUGGAAUUCUAAGAUUUGGUUGUUUUACAGACUUUGGAAAUGUAGGCUUAUUCAGCUUUCUAAAAAUGCCAAUAUACUGAGUAAACAAUGUAUAUUUAAAAAAAGAAGUUCAAUAACUCCAAACUCUUGUAAAGUUGUGUUGCUAUUAUAUAACAUUGUCCUGUGUGGACAUCUAUAUAGCUCUGACAUUAACUGAGAUAAAUUUAAUAUUGCAAACAGUGGAAAGGUGACUCCUCUUUUACGAACAGAGAGAGGGAGGGUCCGAUACCUUGAUGUUAUUCAUCAACACUGUGCCACUAGUCAAAAGCACUGAUGUUAAGAAUGGGUGAGCUGCUAUUUCUUGUCCUACCAACUGUAUUCCUAUAGUUGCACUGACAUGGAAACAAGAUGACUUCAGGAAAGUUUUCGUUGUUUGGAAGAUGAGAGGGGGAGUGAGUUUAAAA